AUGGAGACUCCACUUUCAUCUAUACCACAACUAAUCCCAAACCUUACUUCAGCUACAAUGGUUGAUGGAUCCCCACGUGCUAUUGCUCUUGAUACGGAGCUACUUGCGACCGUCCCCGACACAAAGCUUCGCCUAAUGUGCAGCUUUGGCGGUCACAUCGUGCCUCGUCCACACGACAAGGCGCUAACGUACUCCAGCGGCGAGACACGACUAAUAGUUGUUGAUCGACGCUCUUCACUAGCUUCCCUUCGAUCUCGUCUCUCUAGUAUGCUUCUCAAUGGCCGGUCCUUCACACUCAAGUACCAGCUCCCUAACGAAGAUCUUGAUUCGCUCGUCACCAUCACUACCGAUGAAGAUCUUGAGAACAUGAUCGAGGAAUACGACCGUGCGACGUCAUCAGCAGCGGCUAGUGCAACGCAACGGAUACGGUUGUUUCUUUUUGUUAACAAGCUUGAGACGGCUGCUACGAUGGGAUCUUUGCUUAACAGCGCAAAGUCGGAGACGUGGUUUGUCGAUGCUUUGAAUCAGUCUGGUUUGCUUCCUCGUGGUUUGUCGGAUUCUGUCGCUGUGAAUAACACUUUGCUGAAUCUUGAUGAGGGGAGUGGAGGAGAGACUGAAGUUCAAGAACUAGAAACUGAUGUUGGAGGUGAGAGUAACAAGCGAGGAGAUUAUAUUACAAACGAUGUGAUGUCUCAUCAGGAGAUGCAUAUGAGUUCUAUGCCUGAUUCUCCUAUGUUGGAACCCGCUGGUGGUUCUGCCUCUUCUUCUCCUUCCACUGCCAACUUACCAUAUGUCUGUGUGAGAGUAAAUGAAGACCAGAGGAUCGAAGAACAGUUUGCUCAGAUGAGCUUCUCAAACGUGCAGACUCGAACAAUAAGUCCAAUGGUGGGGUAUAAUAACACACCUAUUGAUGAUGUUACUGACGUAAGAAACUACCAAGUUUCAUCAGGCGACGAUCCAUCUGAUCCUGGUGUGAUGGUUGGAUACAAGAAGCCACCUUUGCCGAUGCAGCCUUUGGUGAUUCCUGUUCGAGGUGCCGGCGGGUAUGGCUUGACAUCUCCUAAUUCUAUUGCAAGUGAUAGAAGCAUUUCUUCUGCUACUUCAUUUUCAAAGCCGACGAUGUACUACCAAGACCUAGCUCCAGCUAUCCCAAAAGCUCCCAUAACACAGCCUGAAACCACAUUGGUCCAAACCAGUCAUGCCAUACCUCCACCUGAACCCACUUCAGUCCAAACCACAUCACACGUCCUAUCUCAGUCAGGUACAUACACAACUAUGGACCAACAACACCAACUGUCAGUUCAAAAACCUCUCCUACACCAAGGCGUUCAAUACAUCCCUCAUCCAUCACAAUACGUCCCGGUUUACUCUCACCAGCAGCAAAACUACCCGGUUUAUGUGAUGUCCGUCCCACAAUCUCAGCAGUAUGUCCCAGCAAGAACUCUCCCAGUCUACAUAAACUCAACACUCGCCACAAACCCAAGACCUGAAGCCACUCAAAACGUUUACGGCACUGCGAUAUCGCAAAGACCUCAGGUUCAUCAGAUUCAGCAACAACAAUUGCAACAGGCUCAACAUCAAUACAUGAGUUACUCUGGAGGCCCUCUGGAGACGAUGUAUUUCCAUGCACAACAUCCUCCUGUUAGCAAUGCUACUCAACUGGUUUCUCCGUACCAAAGCAUGACACCUGCGGCAGCUGCAGCCGCUCUAGCUGAUAUGUCCAAGCAGAUGGCUCUUGAUAACGACAGAGAACAACACCAUAUGGCAUCGUCUCAACCGCUUUAA
Molecule: messenger RNA, 1785 nt
Organism: Eruca vesicaria subsp. sativa (arugula)
Lineage: Eukaryota; Viridiplantae; Streptophyta; Magnoliopsida; Brassicales; Brassicaceae
Source: the annotation of a GenBank genome assembly